AUGUCCGUAUUCUCAAAAAUUAGGCAAUCCAGAGCGGCCGCCAAACAACACAAGGCAAAGGCCAAAGAGCCCACAGAGGAUGUUAAAGUCCCGUACAAACAUGUGCCCAAGCACGCUGCCGUCGAUGCCCUGAGUGGCGCACCGUCGACUUGGAAGCACGAGGACAAGGGAAAGAUCCGACAGCAUCACCAGCGAAGGAGUCAAAUGGGUAGUCGGACCACAAGCAUGAUAUCGACCGCAUCCUACUUCACUGCAACCGCCGGGCCAAGUUCAGCAGCCCCUCCAUUACCGCGAAAUAACAGCUACACGUAUAGUAGCUAUAGCCCGGCCUGGCUUGAUCGAGGGGGUGAUUAUCACAACGCAGAGCCUACGCGGAAACGAUACAAAUCUAGAGGUCACUCGUAUAACGACUCGGGUAUUGGCGCCAGCAUUGGACCAUCCCCUCUGGCCUCGAAUAUGCACAGUGAAGAUGUCUCGCCGGUCAUCAGUUCCGGCGACAGCUCCUCAUCCAACUCCUCCGACCACCUUGAGCUCGCACCUGCAUCCAAUUCAAAACGUAGGUCACAACAACGGCCACAGCCCGAAAAGCGUGAUGGUUAUUCAACGCCGAAUAUGAACCGCACCUCACAGCGACCCCAACCCGUGGUAUACGCCGAGAAGGACAUCUUCGAGCGAUUGCACACAAGUACGACACGAAAGAUUGGCGAAGCUCCUCUUUACGACAGUCCUCCAUCGCCUGUUAAAGGCUCAGUGGCCACGACAACCGUGGCCCCGGCCGUGGAAGAGCGAAAACCAAAGAAAUCAAGAUGGAGUUUACUUGGGAAGAAAAGAAAUUCUGCGAUAGUGGCUUGA
Messenger RNA from Venustampulla echinocandica, 852 nucleotides. RefSeq lists its product as uncharacterized. The record is from RefSeq and is a predicted model, not a curated record. Bases 1 to 852 code for a protein of 283 amino acids. The transcript is spliced from 2 exons. Lineage: Eukaryota; Fungi; Ascomycota; Leotiomycetes; Helotiales; Pleuroascaceae.